Messenger RNA from Anarrhichthys ocellatus (wolf-eel), 851 nucleotides. RefSeq names its product deoxycytidine kinase (gene dck). The record is from RefSeq and is a predicted model, not a curated record. NCBI's taxonomy places the organism in Eukaryota, Metazoa, Chordata, Actinopteri, Perciformes, Anarhichadidae. The transcript has 7 exons. Gene Ontology annotation, cellular component: mitochondrion; cytoplasm. The coding region runs from base 1 to 792 and encodes 263 amino acids. Gene Ontology annotation, molecular function: deoxycytidine kinase activity; ATP binding. Gene Ontology annotation, biological process: nucleobase-containing compound metabolic process.
AUGUCUUUUACUUCCAAGAGGCCGUGUCCCGAUGCAAUGAAAGGUUCGAUGGAGAAAAAGAUACACCGGAUAUCAAUCGAGGGAAACAUUGCGGCGGGCAAGUCCACCUUUGUGCGCCUUUUGGUGCAGGAGAGCGGGGACUGGCAGGUGGUACCAGAGCCAAUCGCCAGAUGGUGCAACGUGCAAACAAAAGGCAGUGACUUUGAGGAGCUGACCACAUCUCAGAGGAGUGGAGGGAACAUGUUGCAGAUGAUGUACGAGAAACCGGAGAGGUGGGCCUACACGUUCCAGAGCUACGCCUGCAUCAGCCGGGUGAGAGCUCAGAUCAGGUCGGCCAACGGGAAGCUCCGCGAGGCCGAGAACCCGGUGCAGUUCUUCGAGCGGUCCAUCUACAGUGACAGGUACAUCUUUGCAGCCAACCUCUAUGAGAGCGAGUGCAUGAAUGAGACAGAAUGGUCCCUCUACCAGGACUGCCACGGCUGGCUGCACAGCCAGUUUGGGAAGCACAUGGAGCUGGACGGUAUCAUCUACCUCAGAGCUUCACCGGAGAGAUGUUUGGAGCGGUUGCACCUGAGAGGCAGAGAAGAAGAGCAAGACAUCCCUCUGGAGUAUCUGGAGAAACUCCACUUCAAGCACGAGAGCUGGCUGCAGCACAAGACCAUGACCAUGGAGUUUGAGUAUCUCAGUGACGUGCCAGUCCUGACCAUAGAUGUGAAUGAAGACUUUAAAGGGAAUGAAAUCAAGAGCGCCGACAUGAUUGAGAAGGUGAAGGAGUUCUUGAGCACGCUGUGAAGAUCGCUCUGCGAUUGGAAAAUCUAAUCGGCUUCACGAAGGAGGAAACGCUGGAUGGA